Cavenderia fasciculata is the source of this 279-nucleotide messenger RNA. RefSeq lists its product as uncharacterized. Gene Ontology annotation, biological process: regulation of DNA-templated transcription. Gene Ontology annotation, cellular component: nucleus. The transcript is spliced from 4 exons. The record is from RefSeq and is a predicted model, not a curated record. Gene Ontology annotation, molecular function: transcription coactivator activity. Bases 1 to 279 code for a protein of 92 amino acids. NCBI's taxonomy places the organism in Eukaryota, Evosea, Eumycetozoa, Acytosteliales, Cavenderiaceae.
AUGCAAAACUUUGCCGAAAAGGAAGAAUACAAGAACUACUUGGAAAAGAGUGGUGUUAUCGAUGCUUUAACAAAGGUACUCGUAGGUUUAUAUGAAGAGACUGAAAAGCCAUCAGAUGCUUUAGAAUUCAUCAAGAAACAUUUGGGUAACUCUUUGGGUAUCGAUGUUGAAGCUUUGAAGCAAGAAAAUGUUGAAUUAAAGGCUGAAGUCGUUGCUUUGACUCAACGUGUUGAAGAUCUUUCAAAAAAGCUUGAAGCAGCUCAAAAAGCAACAAUCUAA